Molecule: messenger RNA, 2184 nt
Organism: Fusarium pseudograminearum CS3096
Lineage: Eukaryota; Fungi; Ascomycota; Sordariomycetes; Hypocreales; Nectriaceae
Exons: 3
Coding region: 1-2184 (727 amino acids)
Source: RefSeq, a predicted model, not a curated record
AUGGCGGCAUCGAACGAACAAAUCAUUGACGAUAUUUGUCAGCGUUUACGGCUUCGCCUCGAAUUGAACCCCCGCAUAAUCCCGCAGAGUUGGGAGCUUGCGGCUACUCCCUUACACGAAUGGGAAGAACCGUCAAAGCUCUUGAAUGCAGAAGAGGCCUUUAUAAAGCUGGAAAUUUCUCGGGACAUUACCGAAAUGGUUCGAAAAUACCUCGACAAAGACUUCACAAUGAGUCAUCACCUUCUUUGUACUAUUCUUGGAUGCUCUCUUGAGCCCCUUAAAGCUACUGUUAAGUCUGUCAAGUCGAAAGUCAGUCAUGGAAUGGAUGACCAAGCAUACGUCAGAACCUGCCUUGAAGUUUUUUUGGAAGACCUGAACAGAAUGGCAGAUUUCUGCGAUAUGUUUAUUGGUCUAAGAGAGAAGAAAGUCAAGGCAGAGACAGCUGCUGCCGCUACUACCGAGACCGCGCCGGAGACCGCGCCGGAGACCGCACUAAAGACCGCGCCGAGGACCACGCCGAAGACCGCGCCUGGACCUGCCGCGCCGGGACCUGCCGCGCCGCUAAAGAAAGCGCUAUUGAAGACCAGUGCAAAAGGCAAAGUUGGACCUCGAGGGCCUGCCAAGGCAUCCAGGGCCAGCGCUCAAGGAAGCAAGGCAGGAUUGAGAAAGGGAACGAGAACUGCAUCUGGUGCCCGGCUUGCCCAGGAGUUAUCUACCACCGAGCUUACUCAGCUUGCUUCCGAUGUUGCCAAGCCGGGUGAACCUGUCAAGGAAGAGCCAGUCAAGGAUGAGCCAGUCAAGAAUGAACCUGUCAAGGAUGAACCAGCCAAGUCGGAUGAACCUGUCAAGUCGGGUGAACAAGCCAAGUCGGUGAAUGUCGAAAAAAGGAGAAAUGAGAAGGAAAAAACUAAAGCACUCGAAAGAGAUCACAAGAUGUGCAUUUUCAUUUCUACGAUAAACCCCGAUGUUGCUCACGUUUUACCCUUUUCAACAACGUCGUCGACUGAGAACACGGCUCGGACUAACCGGCUUUGGCCGGCGACGGUCAUGUUACUUGACCAGAAAUUCCACGACCAGCAUCUUCAGAGUCUUGUCCUGGGCGGCCUCGACAAAGCAUACAACAUGCACACAGGUGAUCCAGUGCAAAAGCUGGAUGCAGACAGUGGCCUCAAGUGGUCAGUCCGGGUGAAAUUCCACUGGUUUCCGGAUUUGCACAACAAGUCGCGAUACGAAAAGGAAGCAAACCUGGAAGGGCCAGUUAAUACUGUCAGCCUCCUACUUGAGGACCUUGACAACGCCCAUGCUCAUCUACUUCCAGCCCGGCGUCCCAGCAAGGGGUUUGUCAGAGCGUUUUUCCCCCAUGGCGAAUGGCUGGUCAGCGGGACCAUCAGCUACGUCAAUUUUGAUAACCCCGAGGAUGCUAUGGCCUAUCACGGACUAAUAAAGCUGCAAUGGGCGGCGCUUCGCAUUCAGAUGAUGCGCGCGGGCGCAGAGCCGCUGGACCUGCCCACUGGCGACGAUGACGACGAUGAUGGGUACCCAGUUUAUGGCUCGCUCAAGAAGUCCGAGUCGAACUCGCCGGUCGCCGCUCUAGCUGCCAUCCCUCCUUCUGACCUGGACCCGUCCCCUGCUACAGGCCUUCCUUCUUUUCCUACUCUUGACCUAUUGUCAGCCCCUGCCCCUGCUCCUGCUCCUGCCUCCGGCCCAGACCCGACCCCGGCCUUAAUUAUAUUUCCUACUCCUAAACUGAACCCAGCUCCGGCCCUGGCCCCGGUCCCACUUCUAACUACCGCCCCUACUUCUAGCAUACCCCCAGCCCUAACUGCUAUUCCCGCCCCCGACCUUCCCCUGAGCUCGCUCCCGAUCCCUACCGUUUCUGCCAAUCGUGCCCGACCUUCUUUCAUUCCGGUGAGGAAGGAUGCUCGCGCCGGUUCUCCUGAUCUUCCGGAUCUGCCUCUUACAAUUCGUAAGGGGAAAGCCCGGCAAUCCGAAAUACCACCUCAACAGAAACCGCGAAUGCCGUCGGCUUGGCCGAGAAUGCCUUCGGGCUUCUCGUGGAGGCCAGAGGAGGCCACGAAAACUUCCUCUGAUAAGGAGGUCGGAAAGGUGGUCGGGGAGGCAACCGAAGCAAAAGCCGAGCAGAUAAAGCUGCACGGGGAUGAGAAUGUUAAGCCCAGCGCCUAG